AUGGCGGGGCGUUCACACCACUCCCUCCGGGAUCGGAAGUGUGGAAAAUUACUAUGUAAAUAUGGAAGUGAUAGUUUAAUUGUAGUUCACAAUGCCACUAUUAUUUAUGCAAACAUAGAUGGAAAUAUCUGCGUUGCUCUGGAAUAUGCCCAUGAUGAUAAAAAGAGCAAAAUGAUGUGGGUAAACGAUGGAACUAUUUGUGGCACAAAUAUGGUUUGCAGAAAUAAGGCAUGUGUGAGUUCUGCAUACUUGGAUUAUGACUGUACUGAAGAUAAAUGCAAUAAUCAUGGUGUAUGUAACAACAAAAAGAACUGUCACUGUGACACUGGGUAUUUACCUCCAAAUUGUGAAACUAUGAAUGAGGGAUGGCCUGGUGGGAGUGUUGACAGUGGCAAUUUUCCAACAGGAAGAGUCAACAUUCCUGAAAGGCACUACAUUGAGAAUGCUUACCAUUCCAGACCUACAAAAUGGCCAUUUUUCUUACUCAUUCCUUUUUUCAUUAUUCUCUGUGUACUGAUCGCUAUACUGGUAAAAGUUCAUUUUCAAAGAAAAAAAUGGAGGACUGAGGACUAUAUAAGCAAUGAAUUAUCUCUGGAAAAUAAGAAGAAAACAAACAUGGAUUCCUUGAUUUCCUAGGAUUCAAACUUGCCUAUUGUGGUUUAACCUGCCCAGAAAAGAUACAUGUAUACAUAUACAUAUUUUAAUACACACACAUAUGUGUGUAUACACACACACACACACACACACGUAUAUAUAUAAUUCCACAGAUAAUUUGUAAGAAGUGCAUGAUUAUGAGUUUUAUGUUACAUAUUUCUUGUUUUUUAAAGUUAGCCCACACUAUUUCCGUUAGUCAGAGAGCAUAAGAUUACAG
Messenger RNA from Galeopterus variegatus (Sunda flying lemur), 871 nucleotides. RefSeq names its product disintegrin and metalloproteinase domain-containing protein 2-like. The coding region runs from base 1 to 636 and encodes 211 amino acids. The transcript has 6 exons. Lineage: Eukaryota; Metazoa; Chordata; Mammalia; Dermoptera; Cynocephalidae. Gene Ontology annotation, biological process: binding of sperm to zona pellucida; cell adhesion. The record is from RefSeq and is a predicted model, not a curated record. Gene Ontology annotation, cellular component: plasma membrane.